AAUUUGUAUUUUUCAUGUCUUGUGCAUAAAUAAAUAACGAGGUUUUUAAUUUUUUUUUAUUUCAACAUUUCUCGUGAAUUUCACUGAUUUUACAACCAAAGAGAAAAUUGUAAUGUGAAAAUGUACUAAAUUGAUUUUUAGAUAGGGUAACAUAUACAGUAAUUUACUUUUCAAGAGUAUUCUACAAAUUAAUGGUGAAUGGAAAAAUGCAAGUUUGGUCCCUGCACGAAAUGUGUUCGUAAGGAGGUGAACGUGGAGUUGGAGCGUGAGGCAGGGGUUUUCGAGGCCGGGUCCGGGAGCGGAAGCGCGGGGCCGGCGGCGGAGGUGUGGCGGCGGCAGUGCGGCUGCGUGCGCACCAGCGACAAGCUGCGCCGCAUCAUCGAGCAGUUCCCCUGCGCGCCGCCUCCCUCCCCCGCUGAUAAGGGCACCUCUCAAUUCCAUAAUACUGGGGCUUGCAUCUCCGCGUUCUGUUCCGUGCACCAAAACGCGUUCCCGAACUGCGAACACCGCGCCGAUGACUCGAUCGAAUGUGCCAACAUGGUCAAGGAUAAAGAAAUAGAGCCAGAAAGUUCCCGACCGUUCGGUGUGGUGACUGACAUAGUGCAGUUGCUGCAGUUAUCGGUGACUGCCACUGCACUCGCCCUCUACUACCUCAUCUACUGCUACAUGCAGCUCGUAUAUUAUACGCUGCGAUCUGCUCUCUACUUUCAUAAUGCUGAUGGGCCAAUGAAGAUAACGAUCGGCGUGGUGACGCUGACGUCACUUAUCGUCGGCUUCAACCUGCUGGUGCGACUCGAGCGGCUCUUCUUCAUCUUCAAUUGAUACGCGAAUUGUUUAACAUAUGAGAUAAAUUUAUAAUGUCCUUGAUAUCUGGUGUUAUUUGAAAAUAAAACAAAUCCAUUAGUUUGUUUGUUCUAACGA
Molecule: messenger RNA, 921 nt
Organism: Papilio xuthus (Asian swallowtail)
Lineage: Eukaryota; Metazoa; Arthropoda; Insecta; Lepidoptera; Papilionidae
Exons: 5
Coding region: 199-822 (207 amino acids)
Source: RefSeq, a predicted model, not a curated record